Xyrauchen texanus (razorback sucker) is the source of this 1204-nucleotide messenger RNA. It is a transcript of the gene borcs8, whose product is annotated as BLOC-1 related complex subunit 8. The coding region runs from base 81 to 467 and encodes 128 amino acids. Gene Ontology annotation, cellular component: BORC complex. NCBI's taxonomy places the organism in Eukaryota, Metazoa, Chordata, Actinopteri, Cypriniformes, Catostomidae. The record is from RefSeq and is a predicted model, not a curated record. The transcript is spliced from 6 exons.
GGGAAACAGCACGGCGGCGCUUUGAUAAUACCGGAGGAAAAUUAUAUCGAGCAUUUGUUUUUUAUAUAUAUUUUGAUCAAAUGGACGAUCAAGAAAUGCAAUUGAAAGUAAAACGAGUGACUGAUAAAUUCACAGAGAGUAUGUAUGUGUUGGCCAAUGAACCGUCUAUAGCGUUGUAUAGAUUACAAGAGCAUGUCAGGAGGUCCUUACCAGAGCUGGUGCAACACAAGACUGACAUGCAGAGUUGGGAGGAACAAAGCCAAGGAGCGAUAUACUCUGUUGAAUAUGCAUGCAGUGCCGUUAAAAGUAUGACAAAUAGUAGCCAGUAUUUCAAGAACAUAGACGGACUGCUCCGGCAAGCAAUCUCACUAAAGGAACAGAUCAGCAACUCACAGGGACGCAGUGGUGUGAAAUCUGCAAUUAAUCCAAAUGAGACACCCACACAUGCUUCAGUCACUCCACCUUGACUCAUGGAAAUCUUUUGCCAAGGAAAAGAGCUUUGGAUCCUUGCACAGUUAAGGAUGGAGGAGAAAAGCACAGCUCUGGGAUAUAAACCGAUGCACUCGCUUGCACAAUGAAGUAAUUUUAGUGUACCCUCCUCAUAUUGAUGACUGUGAGGCCAGAAACAUACUUUGCAAGUACGCAAAUGCAAGCACUUUGCUGACGCUUUGCUAACGUGUGGUUCAGUUGAACGAACAUAACGUGCGUUUUUGCGUUACUGGCGCUACACAAACCUCAGUACUCAAGGGGGCGAUAGUUACCUUUAAAAGUUUUAUAUUAGUCAGAUAAGUUGUUAUUAAUAUAUUGAUUUCACCAGCUCAGUAAUGUUGUCCUCAAACUGUUGCUACAUAGAAGUUCCAGCUAAUUUCCACUAUAGCGCCCCUUGUGGCAACGUUUAGAUUGCAAUGCACAAUUGUGUUUGUGUUAUGAAUUGCGGUCUGACUUAAUUUGGAAUGCAACGACACAAGAAAUCCAGCUUGCGUUGCUAGAAGCGUCUGCCUUCACGUAGUUGCGUAGAGUUUGUUUCAGCCUUAUGAAGCCUUGGUUAAAAACAAGGUCUUUUUUUUUUUUUAUCAUGUUUCCCAUUUAGGCAUAAAAGACAUCAGGAUGGAUAAAUAUAUUUAUAAGCUGUUUUGAAAUGCAAGGUUUUUUGGUUACACAUUGUGCACACAAUGAAUCAUGUACAGUUUAAUGUAACUAUGCU